AUGAGGCGCCGGAGGAACCUAAUCGUGCAUUCCGACUCCGACGAGGAGGACGGCGAGGGCAUGACCGCCACCACAACCUCUGCCUCGGUUUCAGCUUCCGUCGCUAGCGGCGGCGUCAGCGGCAGCGGAAGCGUCGGCCGGCCCUCGCCCCCAAACCCCAGCCCCCUCCCAGUCCCCUUCCCGUCACUCUCUCCGUCAUCUGCUCCCUUCGUCAUCUCCGAUGACGACGAGGUAGUUGACGAGAUCGUGGACCCCGACGGGGGCUCUCCCAUCGUCGACGCCCCCGAGGUCUUCUCCCCGCCGGCUCCUCCCGUGCCCACUGCCCCCGCUCCCCCUCCCCCUCCUAUCACUACCCCGUCCCAGACCCCAAUCCCGACUCCACCUCCGGCCCGGACCCCAACCCCAACCCCGACUCCGCCUCUCGCCUGGACCCCAAUCCCGCCUCCGCCUCCGGCGCGGACCCCGGCCACAACAGCGCCUCCGCACCCGUCCCUGUUGAACGGGCGGUUGCGGCCGGUGGACGAGUUCCUGCGGCGGCUCGGGCUGCUUCUGCGGCCGGACUGGCUCGAGUCCUGCGCUGCGGGGAUUCCCGGGUUCGACGGCCUCGGUGGUGCGGAGGCGCAGGCCAGGCGGUGCUUCGAGCAGUUCCUCUUCGCCGACAUGAACUCCUGCGGGGCCGGGGUGCUGCCGGAGGGCGUUGGGGGCAUGCAUGCUGAGUUCCUUGAUGGCCCCUUCGUGCUUCAGGUUGAUGAAGUUGUCAAUAUUUCGUCUCCUUUAAAGGAAAGAUAUCGUGAAGCACUGGCAGGACCCAAAAGAUGUUUAAAACUAUCAAUGACAGAUGGCGUACAACGAAUAUUUGGAAUGGAAUACAGACCCAUCAAAGACCUGGCAGUUCUUGCUCCUGCUGGUUUAAAGAUUAUUAUAAGGAAUGUACACACAAGGAGGGGCCUUCUUAUGCUAGUUCCUGAGGCUGUUGAUAUUCUUGGUGGUGUAGUUGAUGAAUUGGAGGCAGCGCGUGACAUACUUGUUUCUGAAGUAAACAAACCACCUCGUGGCAAAAGUAAACAGGGUGGAUUAUCUUUGUCUUCAAGAGCCACGCGAGCUGCCUGGCCAUGUAGUAUCAAUAAUACAAAUGGUGGUAAUGCUUUCCAGGUUGUUGGAGCUACAGAAACUGUGGUUGAAGAGCUUGUUAGCCCUCCUGUAGUAAACACGGUCCAAGAAAUGAACAUGCAGUGCCUAUAUGCUUCUCUUACCAGCGAAACUACGCAGACUUCUAUGUGUACUACCCAUAACUAUGAUCCCACUCAUAUCAUUGAAAGAAGUACAGGGACCAUCAUGGAAGAAUGUGUUGAUCCUCCUAUUAUAGCAAACAGUGUCCAUGAACAAAUGCAGCGAGUCCAACCUGCUAACGUUGUGGAAGGUGCACAAUCUCCAAAUGUUGGCAAGAUCAAUGAGAUGGAACAGUCUUUCAUUCUAACCGGUGAAAAUGAAAAACCAUUUACAUACAUAUACAGCAUGCUUAUUGACUGGGGUAGACAACAGGACACAAAAGCCUACAUUCAAGGAAAAAUCAAGGGUCUGAUCACUUCCGUCAAAAAAUUUCAGUAUAAACAACGAACCAAAUAUGAGCUUUAUGUAUAUAUAGAUGAUGGGAGUUUCAUUUCAGAGGCCUUCGUUGACAGUGAUAUUGUGAAUAACAUGUUUGGUCUUUCUCCUGGAGAGGUUACUGCUGCUCUUGCUGGUGAAUUAGAGUUUGUAUCACCUAGUGAAGUGAAAGAAACUUUGAAAGGAUUUCAGAGGUUUUUGGUGAAAUUUGAGCUAGCAAAUAGCAUGUGA
Molecule: messenger RNA, 1836 nt
Organism: Miscanthus lutarioriparius
Lineage: Eukaryota; Viridiplantae; Streptophyta; Magnoliopsida; Poales; Poaceae
Source: the annotation of a GenBank genome assembly